UCCUUAACGGAAAUAUGCCGAUGACGCUAGAACGCGCCAAUCGGAUCUCACUAGUUGCUUGUUCUGCCCACUUUGGGUCAUUUGUUCCCUUUGAAACGAAAGGCUGUGGUCUAUAUUUGGUCUAUCUUUGGUUUAGAAAAUCUUUGCCCUCCCUGUACCGGACAGAUUCGACGGACCAGACUGCAGAACGAAGGCGAUUGAAAGUAACGUUAUUUGAACACAAACUGAAAGAUUAUUCGGUGUAUGCCAAAGAUGGUCAGACAUCACUCCGGACCCCCUCGGUUGAAGCCCAGGUCCUACUCGGAUAGCUACAACAACAUGCCACACGAAGAGCAUUACAGCUCUCAUCUCAGGAGUCAGAGAGGAUUCCGGGGCCACCCAGGAAAUGCCCCUCCAAGCUGGAGAGAUUCCAGAGGCAGAGGACACGCUCACUUUGCCAAAAGUCCCACACUGAUGGGAGAACGGCGGGAGCGACAAUUCAAUCAGGGGAGGUCCCAAAACCAGGAUUCCUUCAACACAUGCCCCUCUCAAUCGGAGCCCCAUUAUGGCCACAGGAGGGCACCUCCUUCCAGGCCUAACCGUCCUCCCCAAGCCCAGCAUAGGUCCUCCCCACACAGUCCUGCACAAUGGCACCAGGGCCAGAGGGGAGCACCUAUCCAUGGACAACACCCAGGUCACAGAUCACCCUCACCACACCAUUACCAUAGCCAACCCCCUGACAGGAGGCUGCCACCCUCACCAUCCCCCCACAGUUCCUUCAUGGGCCCCCACAAGCACCCAGGUCCUUCCCAUGAAGAGGAUAGGAGCUGGGGUGCCCGGCCGCACCAUAGCCCCGGGAAGAGGUUGUUUGAGCACCCAGUUCGUGGGCGGAAGCGCUGGAAUGGGCCAGGGCCCUUUCCCCACCCACACAAUAGUGAACGUGGACCUUCUGGCACCACCCAGAAAAAGCCACGGGAGUUUCAUGGCAGAGGCCCAUAUCCAGAGAGGUACAGGAGUGAAGAGGCAGUAUGGGCUGGGUGGUCUGCUGAGCGAGAUCCCAGGCAACAGCAUGGAGUGGUGGGAAGGGAGAGGGAGGGCAGCGGACGCCACAGCCCUGAGUGGGCACAGGAAGGCAGCUUUCACCACCCUCCCCACAGAUCCCCCGCAUGGAAAGGCAUUUCAUCUUCUUUCUACCAGAACAACCCGCAGGAAAGACCAAGUGGUCCACCACACAAGCGGAAGUUCCAGGAGUGCGGACCAGGCCUUGGUCUGGAGCAUGGUCAUCCAAAGUGCCCUCGAAGAGAGAUCCCACAAUACUUCUCUAGGGGAUUUGGCGGCCGUCCCUUGUCUCUCAUGGACAAGAGUCGCUUGAUGAAGGGGCGUACAAUUAGAGCGGAGUCGGUGAUGCAGCUCAAAGCACCUCCAAUUCGACCCAGAGGAGCAGAUAUCAAGAACCAGGAAGAGGAAGGUCCGCAUGCGUCCAGAGCAUAUGCACGAUCCAAGUUCGCUGUUCGGCAGGAGCGUUUCCAAGCAAAGGCUGUGCCACUGAGGAAGAGGCCCAUACCUUAUCAGUCACCUGCCAAGUCUUCCAGGAACUCUGAGUCACACAAGGAACAUGUGGACUCUCAGCGCGCCUUGAGCACACACAGCUCUUCCUCUAUAGACCGACGGUUGGCUCGUGACCUAGUCGUCGUGUCCCAGUGGCAAGCACCUGGGACAAACUCCAGCUCAAAGGACAGCCCCCCAAGGGAUAGAAGUAGACCACCACAGAACAAAACAGAGCCCUAUUACAAUUCUGAUGAACAACUUACGCUGAAUGAACGCUUCUCUAAAAUUCAGGACUCCAGUCCUUCCCCUUCUCCAAGAGACUGGAGAUAUGCAGAAAGGCAAACGGACAUUCCACAGGAGAAACACACACCUGAAAGACCCUUCAGGAAUCCAAGACCACCGCAGAGACCCAGCUUCUGUCCCAGCAGCCCAAAUCAUAAACCAGGUCCUCCUCCCCAGAGAAAGCCAGGCCCUGAACUGCCCGGUCCCUUUAGGAAGCCACACAUGGGAGGCUUUGUGCCACGUCCCUUCUCUCAGAGGCCAGUGUUCAGGAAGAGCCAGAGCAUCCUGUCAAAAUACCGCAACAUGCCGACGAUGCGUCAACGUGUACCUCCCAACAGAGGGUCGUAUUACCGCCGCUGGUGAUCAAACUAGAGGGACUGACUGCACAGAUCGGGGUUACGUGCCCUGGCCUUGUGCUUUGGGCUGCCUCUUUGUCUUGGAGAGAUUGUCCCCAGAUGGAACUGUCCCUGUGCCCAUCAGAAAAACCAGACAUAAAAUGUUUAUUUUUAUUACGCUGUGUUUUAAAUAUAGAGAAUAGGCCGUCUGUUUCUAUUCUUCCGGACUAGUUUUUAUGGACAUGGUUUUGUGAUUUCACAACUGUGUUACAGCUCUCAUAAUAUGUAAAUGAGACUUUUCUUUUUAUAUUUUCCAGCACCACUUUUUCCCCGAUGCUUAGAUUCUUUUGUAUGCUUUUAUUGUAAAGUGGCCUUUUAAAGACUAUUCCACAGGGGCUGUUGAAUAUGAUGCUUUGUCAAAAGUGUGUGGUCAAGUUUUUAUGAUUCUCAACCUGUAAAAACUACUGAUGCCCCCUGCAUGUCCUGCUCAUUUGUUUUAAGGUAUUUCAAAUAAUUGGCUGGACGUGCCUUGUGUGGAGUUUUCUCUUCUGCCGAAGGAGGCCCCGUAGGACAUUUUUGGGAUGUACCUUCCAUGGGACUGGGGUGAUCUAGUUAGCAUUUCACAUUGAUUAAAAUUCCUUUUGAACUGAA
Salmo salar (Atlantic salmon) is the source of this 2795-nucleotide messenger RNA. The record is from RefSeq and is a predicted model, not a curated record. NCBI's taxonomy places the organism in Eukaryota, Metazoa, Chordata, Actinopteri, Salmoniformes, Salmonidae.